Myotis daubentonii (Daubenton's bat) is the source of this 3814-nucleotide messenger RNA. RefSeq names its product calcium/calmodulin dependent protein kinase II beta (gene CAMK2B). The transcript has 25 exons. The record is from RefSeq and is a predicted model, not a curated record. Lineage: Eukaryota; Metazoa; Chordata; Mammalia; Chiroptera; Vespertilionidae. Gene Ontology annotation, biological process: protein phosphorylation. The coding region runs from base 240 to 2171 and encodes 643 amino acids. Gene Ontology annotation, molecular function: calmodulin binding; calcium/calmodulin-dependent protein kinase activity; ATP binding.
CGCGGGGGGCGGCGGGCGGGGUGGAGCGGCUCCCGCUUCCCGGCUGCGCGUAGGUGUGCGGCGCGUUCCUGGGAGCUCGGAGCGCGCAGCUCUCGCAGCCCAGCUCGGCCCCCGCCCGGCGCCGAGCCGAGGUGUCGCCGCGCCCGCGCCCUGUCGCCGCCGUGCCCGCGAGCGGGAGCCGGAGUCGCCGUCGCCCGAGAGCAGCGGAGCGCACAGAGGCCGCCGCCGCCGCCGCCGCCAUGGCCACCACGGUGCCCUGCACCCGCUUCACCGACGAGUACCAGCUCUACGAGGACAUUGGCAAGGGGGCUUUCUCUGUGGUCCGACGCUGCGUCAAGCUCUGCACCGGCCAUGAGUAUGCAGCCAAGAUCAUCAACACCAAGAAGCUGUCGGCCAGAGAUCACCAGAAGCUGGAGAGAGAGGCUCGAAUCUGCCGCCUUCUGAAGCACUCCAACAUCGUGCGUCUGCAUGACAGCAUCUCGGAGGAGGGCUUCCACUACCUGGUCUUCGACCUGGUCACCGGCGGAGAGCUGUUUGAGGACAUUGUAGCGAGAGAAUACUACAGCGAGGCCGACGCCAGCCACUGCAUCCAGCAGAUCCUGGAGGCCGUCCUCCACUGCCACCAGAUGGGGGUCGUGCACAGGGACCUCAAGCCCGAGAACCUGCUCCUGGCCAGCAAGUGCAAGGGGGCGGCUGUGAAGCUGGCGGACUUCGGCCUGGCCAUCGAGGUGCAGGGGGACCAGCAGGCAUGGUUUGGGUUCGCGGGCACACCGGGCUACCUGUCCCCGGAGGUCCUGCGCAAGGAGGCUUACGGAAAACCGGUGGACAUCUGGGCAUGCGGGGUCAUCCUGUACAUCCUGCUGGUGGGCUACCCGCCCUUCUGGGACGAGGACCAGCACAAGCUGUACCAGCAGAUCAAGGCCGGCGCCUACGACUUCCCCUCCCCCGAGUGGGACACAGUCACACCCGAAGCCAAAAACCUCAUCAACCAGAUGCUGACCAUCAACCCCGCCAAGCGCAUCACCGCGCACGAGGCGCUGAAGCACCCGUGGGUCUGCCAACGCUCCACGGUGGCCUCCAUGAUGCACAGGCAGGAGACGGUCGAGUGCCUGAAGAAGUUCAACGCGCGGAGGAAGCUCAAGGGCGCCAUCCUCACCACCAUGCUGGCCACCCGGAACUUCUCAGUGGGCAGACAGACCACCGCUCCGGCCACAAUGUCCACCGCGGCCUCCGGCGCCACCAUGGGGCUGGUGGAACAAGCCAAGAGCAUGCUCACCAAGAAGGCCGACGGCGUGAAGACCCCGACCAACAGCACCAAGAACAGCGCCGCCACCAGCCCCAAGGGGACGCUCCCUCCAGCCACCCUGGAACCUCAAACCACCGUCAUUCAUAACCCUGUGGACGGGAUCAAGGACUCAUCGGACAGCGCGCACACCACCAUAGAGGACGAGGACACGAAAGGUGCCCCCCGGGGCCCCGACUUGAGCUCGGUGAGGAGGGCUCUGGCCUGUGAGGCCGAGGGCCCCCUGCCCUGCCCGGCUCCCAUGGGCCCCUGCCUGCCCCAUGCAACCCCCAGGGCCUCUGGCGUCCUGAGCUCCAGCCGGAGGGGCUCAGGGACCGUGGAAGCCGAGGGCCCCCUGCCCACCCAUGUAACCCCCAGGAUCUCUGACAUCCUGAACACAGUGAGGAGGGGCUCAGGGACCCCAGAAACCCAGGGCCCCCCACCCUGCCCGUCUCCGGCUCUCCCAGGCCCCCCACCUGCCCCAACGCGGAAGCAGGAGAUCAUCAAGAUCACGGAGCAGCUCAUCGAGGCUGUCAACAGCGGGGACUUCGAGGCCUACGCGAAAAUCUGCGACCCAGGCCUGACCUCGUUUGAGCCUGAAGCUUUGGGCAACCUGGUCGAAGGGAGGGAUUUCCACAGGUUCUACUUCGAGAACUUGCUCGCCAAAAACAGCAAGCCGAUCCACACGACCAUCCUGAACCCGCACGUGCACGUCAUCGGGGAGGACGCGGCCUGCAUCGCCUACAUCCGCCUCACGCAGUACAUCGACGGCCAAGGCCGGCCCCGCACCAGCCAGUCCGAGGAGACGCGCGUGUGGCACCGGCGCGAGGGCAAGUGGCAGAACGUGCACUUCCACUGCUCAGGAGCGCCCGUGGCCCCGCUGCAGUGAGGAGCCCGACGGAUCGUGUUUGGCGCUGAGCCGCCCUCGGCUCACGGCCUGCCUGUCGCAUGUUUGUGUCUGCCUCUUCCUCCCCUGGUGCCUGUGUCUGCAGAAAACCAAGACCAGAGUGGUUUCUUUUUAAAAACAAGAUGACAGCAACCACCACAAAAAAGAAAAAAAAAGGAUGAAAUGGGGAAAAAAACCUAAACAAAGGAAAACGCUGUAAAAUGACUGCACUGGCGGGGCUGGAGCCUGCCGGCCACUCUGCACUGAGCUCCACUUGUCUGUCUGCUCCAGGCCUGCAGCCGGGCGGGCACUUGUCCACCGGGCAGGCCGAUCGCCCUCACGUGUUUGUUCGAUGGGGCCCACCCCCCCACCCUGCUGGCGGUGGGUCGUGUCAGGUGUCGUCUGGGGGGCUGCAGGCCACGGCCUGAGCGCAGCUGUUCCCUCUGCUUCUUUUCCCUUCCUCUACCCCCCCCCCCAGGUGGGUGUGGGCUCCUCCCGUGCCAGCGCCCCGAUGCCCCAGCGUGGACGGGCAGUGCAGCAGCCAGGCCCAUCCCGGGGAGGAUGCCUGUGAGAAGCUCUGAGGGCCCCGGCUGGCUCGGCUCUGCCCCCCUGCCAGGGGCAGGAAGUGCAGAUGGGUGCAGCUAGCUUCAGACUCGGGGGGCGGCUACCCUUGGCAGCAGCCCUGUGGGGAGGGGACCCAUGGGCUGGCCUCCCUCCUGUCCAUGGGGCGUUCCUCCAACACAGGGGGACGUUGGGCUGGAGGGCCCAGGGCUCAGGGCGUGGUCCUGAUGCAGGAAGGAGGGGCCAGAGGGGCGGGGGCUCCCUGGGCUCCAGGCCACUGCGGGGGUCCGCGCCCAAGGCAGUGUGCUCCGGGGGCCGGGCAAGCCAACCACUUGCCAGGCUUCGGGGGGCUGCAGUGUGACGGGGACCCUGAGUGGGAGGAGGGGCUGGGCUCACUUCGGGGAGGCUCAGGGAUGGCCUCGUGGUCAGAUGGCGGCCGAGAGCAGCCAGGGGUGGGGGCAGGUCCGACCGGCCUGGUCACAGAGAUCUGGGAUCCUCCUGCCCCAGUACCAGGCACUCUUCAAUUCACAUUGUUUUCAACAAAGAUUUUUUUAUCUCCCCCCAAAAUCAACCCAAGGGAGGGGCAUAGGAUGGGAAACAGGACACAGGGCCUGGUCUCCAAGGAGACUGUCCAUGCCACUCAGAGUGGACACUCAUCUGCCCACCCACAGCUGUGCUCGAACAGCUGUCCGCACCCGUGGACAUGGGAAACAUCCGCCUGCCCCACGGGCAUGGGCAGUGAGGGGCAGGGCUUGCCUCCUGCAGCGCGUGCCUGGCCACUCUCGCCUCCUGGGGCCUCCUCCCACCCCUCCUCCUCUCCGUGGAACUGCCUGUCUGGGUUAAUUUGGGGAUUUUUUUCUGGGGGAUAGUUCUUUUGCAUGCCACACCCGCUCUCCCAGCUUGAUGUCCAUGGUGUGGCCUCGCUGGCCCGCCCUGCAGGGGCCGGCGGCCGCGGUGCUGGCCGGCUUCCCUCCUCUCUUUUUGCUGAGUUUUGUUGUCUUUUCUUUCUGAGCCUUGUAAGUGUACAAAAAGUUAUUUUGUUCUGUCUCGGGAAACUGCAAAUAAAAGGCAAACAGGACAAACUG